CAAAGUGUUUUUCGUCACGAGAUACUGAGAUAGAGCAGUCGCGAAAUUUGUUCAGUCCUGCUUCAUACCAGUCAAGUUGGCAAUUCUGGGUGUCCAACAUGAGUAAAAUGACUAAAGAAUUCGUGUUAAAAUUAUUGAAAGAAGACCGGAAAUUUAAGCCUUGCCCAAGUCAUUGGACUUUUUCCGAUUUCCAGAAUGCCGUAUUAAAGAAUACCGGCUGUAAGGACGUUGGGGAAUUGUUGAGAUCCUUCGACCGUGCCAUGACAGAAAUCUCAGGAUCAUCUGCUGACCCAAUCUCAAGACUCCCAGAAAGUCUAACGCGCUCUCUCUACCCAGUUGAUGGAGAACAAAAAGUGGAUGAUGAUGACUUUGGCAUCCGCAAGUUCUUGAAUCCAAAGGUUGUUCGUGGAACUGGACCUCGCCUCCGCCCAAUUCUCUCGACCGCCAACUUGUUUCUAGUUGUACUGAUAACUAGAUCCCCUAAUGGCAGAAACAUUCCAAGCGAUUAUUUUGAUAAAUUGCGGAAUUCUUUUUUGGAAAAUGUCCCGGCCAUCAGAAAAUUUCUCUACGACUUGAGCAGUCUGCAAUACGAAAUCCAUCUUCUUCAUGAAUGCGCCGCUGAUGAACCGAUCUCCAGUCUUGAAAGUGACAUGACAUCAGACGACAGUUCAGCCGAUGACUUUUUCGAUUUCCCAGCGAGCCAUGUUGAUUAUCUUUUCAUGUAUCAUUUCGUCGGCAACGCGAAAGUAGGGUACAUGGUUAAUUGCCCUCUGGAUCUAAAUGGCAGCAUGUUGAAUUAUGCUGCUAAUCUAAGAAAUUUGGAGAGGGGCGGAAUCAAACCUGCUGACGUGAUUUACAUGUCUCAUGGACUUGAAAUGGAUGCUGCUUCGAAUGAUUCCUUUUACGAUGUCGUUCCCAACUUUACCAUCUUUUCUGGAGACAAAAUGAUGGAGAAACUCAUAGAACUUAAUUCGCCAGAAUCUUUUGGCAUUCCGGAUAGUCACAAUUCCGCAGUGGAUGGAUUCCUGUCUGCUGCUGGAUACCGUGCCAAUAAAUAGCCCAGAUUCACCUUGAGUUUCGCAACGUGGAAGCACCAAGCAAAGCCCUCAAAAAAUGAUUUUCAGAAUUCAUGUUCAUAAUGUCGGAGAACCAAUCCAGAGAUCCCGUUUUUCUUCAGUUUUAUCUUCUCCAAGUUUACUUAACUGAUCUCAUUCAGUAUUGUACUGCGUGUAUUUUUUCAUAAUUAUUUCUCAUGUAACGCAUCACUUUUUCUUGGUAUUCUCGUAAGAAAAAUACACAACGAAAGGUGUUUCAGUUGCUU
Molecule: messenger RNA, 1321 nt
Organism: Daphnia pulicaria
Lineage: Eukaryota; Metazoa; Arthropoda; Branchiopoda; Diplostraca; Daphniidae
Exons: 5
Coding region: 99-1058 (319 amino acids)
Source: RefSeq, a predicted model, not a curated record